This is a messenger RNA of Helianthus annuus (common sunflower), 426 nucleotides long. RefSeq lists its product as uncharacterized. Bases 1 to 426 code for a protein of 141 amino acids. The transcript has a single exon. NCBI's taxonomy places the organism in Eukaryota, Viridiplantae, Streptophyta, Magnoliopsida, Asterales, Asteraceae. The record is from RefSeq and is a predicted model, not a curated record.
AUGGCGAACGGAGCUGGACCGUCUUUAAACAAGGGCUCUUUGGUUGCAAGGAACAUAAAUAUUGACUUCCAACUAUAUCCUUUGUGCGCUGAUGAUAUUGAGAUUGCGGAGCAUUUAUUUGUUUCGUGUCAUUUCUCGCAAACUGUCUGGCAGGUUAUUGCUUUAUGGUGUAACAUUUUAUCCGUCUUUGCAUUCCGUAUUAGUGAUAUUCUGGAGAUGCAGAAUUAUAUCCCUACGUCGAAGAAGAAGAAAGUCCUGAAUGUUGUGUUCAUUACGGUCUUCAGGUCCAUUUGGAAAAUGCGAAACGAAUCUCUUUUUAGUCAAAAGGCGCCAUCAAUUGCUAAGGUGGUGGAAGAGGUUAAAACGUUGGGCUUCUUGCGGAUUAGAAACAGGUCGCGGACUUUAACUAUGACAUGGGAUGACUAG